GCAUUGGAUCAAGACAGAACUGCACUACAGAAGGUGAAAAAAUCUGUGAAAGCAAUAUAUAAUUCGGGUCAAGAUCAUGUUCAAAACGAAGAAAACUAUGCACAAGUACUAGAUAAAUUUGGAAGUAAUUUUUUAAGUCGGGAUAAUCCAGAUCUUGGCACAGCUUUUGUAAAAUUCUCCACGCUUACUAAAGAAUUAUCAACGCUGUUGAAGAACCUGCUCCAGGGUUUAAGCCACAAUGUUAUUUUUACUUUGGAUUCUCUCUUAAAAGGAGACUUAAAAGGUGUUAAAGGGGACCUCAAAAAGCCUUUUGACAAAGCCUGGAAGGAUUAUGAAACCAAAUUUACAAAAAUUGAAAAAGAAAAAAGAGAACAUGCGAAACAGCAUGGGAUGAUAAGAACUGAAAUAACAGGAGCCGAGAUAGCAGAGGAAAUGGAGAAGGAAAGGCGGCUAUUUCAGCUACAGAUGUGUGAAGAUUCACAGAGCAGGCAAGGAGGAUAUAGUAUGCAUCAGCUUCAGGGGAAUAAGGAAUAUGGCAGUGAGAAGAAAGGUUAUCUCUUAAAGAAGAGCGAUGGGUUGAGGAAAGUAUGGCAAAGAAGAAAGUGCACUGUUAAAAAUGGAAUUCUUACUAUAUCACAUGCAACG
Molecule: messenger RNA, 645 nt
Organism: Leptosomus discolor (cuckoo roller)
Lineage: Eukaryota; Metazoa; Chordata; Aves; Leptosomiformes; Leptosomidae
Source: RefSeq, a predicted model, not a curated record